This is a messenger RNA of Lachancea nothofagi CBS 11611, 645 nucleotides long. NCBI's taxonomy places the organism in Eukaryota, Fungi, Ascomycota, Saccharomycetes, Saccharomycetales, Saccharomycetaceae. The record is from the annotation of a GenBank genome assembly.
AUGGCCCGCGGUAAACUAAUCUUGAUAGAAGGUCUUGAUAGAACUGGCAAGAGCACACAAACUGAGAAGCUUGUGAAAAGCUUGGGCGACAAUGCCUUGCUUGUCAAGUUUCCCGAAAGAUCCACCCAAAUUGGCGGUUUGAUUGACCAAUACCUUACAAAUCCUGAGUUUCUUCUACCUGACCAAGCCAUUCACUUGCUCUUCUCCGCCAACAGAUGGGAGAUUGCCGAAAGUAUGAAAAGAAGUCUGCUCAAAGGUCAGCACGUAGUGAUGGACCGGUAUGUUUAUUCUGGGGUUGCAUACUCUGCCGCUAAAGACACCAAAGGUAUGGAUUUGAAUUGGUGCUUACAACCAGACAAGGGUCUUCUAAAGCCUGACUUAACCCUAUUUCUCACCAAUAGCGACAGCGAACUACGACAAGGUUUUGGAGAGGAACGUUAUGAGUGUACAGAUUUCCAGGAUAAAGUUCGCGGUCAGUUCGCCGCCAUAUUUGACACUCUAGAAGAUCCUGAUUACAAGAGCAAACACAUCAAGUUUUUGGACACAACACACAAAACAAUAGAAGAAGUGCAUCAAUUGGUAAGGGCAGUGACCAGCGAUUACAUUCAAGGACACGCAGAUGUUAAUGAGUUUAUAUACUUUUGA